Messenger RNA from Manihot esculenta (cassava), 2982 nucleotides. RefSeq names its product putative potassium transporter 12. Lineage: Eukaryota; Viridiplantae; Streptophyta; Magnoliopsida; Malpighiales; Euphorbiaceae. The record is from RefSeq and is a predicted model, not a curated record. Gene Ontology annotation, cellular component: membrane. The transcript has 9 exons. The coding region runs from base 273 to 2795 and encodes 840 amino acids. Gene Ontology annotation, biological process: potassium ion transmembrane transport. Gene Ontology annotation, molecular function: potassium ion transmembrane transporter activity.
AUUGGAUGAAGCAGACUGCAGACAUGGGGGAAUGGGAGCUUUGUUUCUGACUCACUGUAUGCGUUUCUUCAACUCGCAUAGGCCAAACAGCUCACAGAGAUUAUUUUACCAGCCACGUCCAUCGUGCAUCACCAAGAGCCAGUUCUAUCAUCGAAAAGAGAGAAACUUGUUCCACAUACAGAAGACCAUGUUCCUCAAACUGAACCACUAGCCAUAAAGAUUGUAUCUUUGGCCGCCGGAGCUGGGGUUUUGAAGUGGGUUUUUCUGGGAAAAUGGAAGGAGAUCGGAUUGAAGAGAGCAGUGUUAGGUUGCUGUCUCGUCCUAGCAGUGGUGGUGGGGUUGGUGAGUCUAGGUGGGUAGAUGGGAGUGAAGUGGAUUCCGAGUCACCUCCAUGGUCUUUGCUUGAUGAGAAUGAUAGUAGAGAGGGGUAUGGGUCAAUUAGGAGGAGGCUGAUUAAGAAGCCCAAGAGAGCUGAUUCUUUUGAUGUUGAAGCCAUGGAGAUUACUGGUGCUAAAGGCCAUCACUCUAAGGAUCUCUCCACUUGGACUACUAUUGCACUGGCCUUUCAAACACUGGGAGUGGUAUAUGGUGAUCUGGGCACGAGCCCUUUAUAUGUUUUUGCUGAUGUGUUCAGUAAGGUGAAGAUUGACUCAGAAGUUGAUAUAUUGGGGGCUUUAUCACUAGUUAUGUACACAAUUGCUCUCAUCCCUUUAGCAAAAUAUGUAUUUGUAGUGCUUAAAGCAAAUGACAAUGGGGAGGGAGGAACAUUUGCUUUGUACUCACUGAUUUGCAGAUAUGCAAAGGUUAGUAUGCUACCAAAUCGUCAGCCAGCUGAUGAACAAAUCUCAAGUUUUAGGCUCAAGCUGCCCACUCCAGAGUUGGAAAGGGCUUUAAACAUAAAAGACGCCCUGGAGAGGAAGUCAUCCCUGAAAACAAUCCUCUUGCUCUUGGUUCUGAUGGGAACUUCCAUGGUUAUAGGAGAUGGUAUUCUGACUCCAGCCAUAUCAGUUAUGUCUGCUAUGAGUGGUCUGCAGGGUGAAAUACCUGGAUUUGGCACAACUGCACUGGUGGUUGUCUCGAUCAUAAUCCUUGUGGCUUUGUUCAGCAUACAGCAGUUUGGCACUGGGAAAGUGAGUUUCCUGUUUGCUCCUGUGCUCGCUUUGUGGUUCUUCUCUUUGGCUUCUAUUGGACUCUACAAUCUUGUGACAUAUGAUGUUAGUGUCUUGAGGGCAUUCAAUCCUGCCUAUAUCUAUCUGUUCUUCAAGAAGAACAGCUUCGAUGCAUGGUCAGCUCUUGGUGGUUGUGUCCUGUGCAUCACAGGAGCUGAAGCAAUGUUUGCUGAUCUGGGGCAUUUCUCUGUAAAAGCAAUACAGAUUGCCUUCUCUUGUGUAGUAUUUCCCUGUCUUCUCUUAGCUUACAUGGGCCAGGCUUCGUAUUUAAUGAAACAUCCUGAAUCUUCAGGGAGAAUAUUCUACGAUUCUGUGCCAGAUAGUCUUUUCUGGCCAGUAUUUGCCAUAGCUACAGUUGCUGCCAUGAUUGCUAGCCAAGCAAUGAUUUCUGCUACAUUUUCAUGUGUUAAGCAAUCUAUGGCUCUUGGAUGCUUUCCAAGGCUGAAGAUAGUUCACACCUCAAGGAGGCUGAUGGGUCAAAUUUACAUCCCUGUUAUAAAUUACUUUUUAAUGAUUAUGUGCAUAGUUGUGGUCUCAAUCUUCCGGAGCACCACAGAUAUCGCUAAUGCUUACGGUAUAGCUGAGGUCGGUGUGAUGAUUGUGAGCACCACCUUAGUGACACUUGUAAUGCUUCUGAUCUGGCAGACUAAUUUGUUUCUGGCUUUAUGUUUCCCUCUCAUUUUCGGGUCAGUGGAACUCAUUUACUUGUCUGCGGUUCUAUCAAAAAUCAAAGAGGGUGGAUGGCUUCCACUUGUAUUUGCUAGCUGUUUCCUUUGCGUGAUGUAUAUUUGGAACUAUGGGAGUGUGUUGAAAUACCAGAGUGAGGUAAGGGAGAAGAUCUCUAUGGACUUCAUGCAUGAGCUCGGUUCCACCCUGGGAACCGUUAGAGUUCCUGGAAUUGGACUGUUGUACAACGAGCUUGUCCAUGGUAUUCCCGCAAUAUUGGGGCAGUACCUACUGAGCCUUCCAGCAAUCCACUCUACAAUAGUAUUUGUUUGCAUCAAGUACGUCCCCGUCCCGGUGGUUCCUCAAGAGGAGAGGUUUCUUUUCCGAAGAGUUUGCCCAAAAGACUAUCAUAUGUUCCGUUGUGUUGCCCGGUAUGGUUACAAAGAUGUUAGGAAGGAAGAUCACCAUGCGUUUGAGCAAUUUUUGGUUGAAAGCCUUGAAAAGUUCUUGCGACGAGAGGCUCAGGAUCUUGCCUUGGAGACCAAUUUGAAUGAGUUAGACAUGGAUAGUGUUUCAGUGAUAUCCAAGGAUUCUGAAGCUCCAGCUGGUGAUGGGGCCGACGAACUAAGAAUCCCUUUAAUGCGCGAUCAAAGAUCAGGGGAACCUGGAACUUCUACUUCAGAAGAAGCACAGCCAGCAUUGCCUUCUAGUGUCAUGUCAGCAGAUGAAGAUCCAAGCCUAGAAUAUGAGCUUGCAGCUCUUAAAGAAGCAAAAGAUUCAGGAUUUACUUAUUUGCUUGCUCAUGGGGAUGUGAGAGCAAAGAAAAAUUCCAUUUUCCUCAAGAAAUUGGUUAUCAACUACUUCUAUGCAUUCUUGAGGAAGAAUUGUAGAGGCGGCGCAGCCACCAUGCGAGUACCCCACAUGAAUAUUCUGCAAGUUGGGAUGACAUACAUGGUUUAAUUCAUUUGAUCUUGUGUAAUUCAUUUGUAUCUUGUUCAAUUUGUUGUUGGCCACCUAUUGCGGUCUCUGUGAAACCUCAAUGAACUUCUGGAAAACAAUCAAAAAAAUAUCUUUGAACUUCCUGCAUCUCUGCUCUUUUGGAGAAUUUUUAUAACAUAAUCAUUAAAGAUCUCUGAUUUAAUUUUUC